UCCCCAGCGCCCGUGUGUGUGUCACCCUCAGUCUCCGGGGACCGAGGCGGAGCUCACAACAGCCGUCCCCACCCGAAGCGCACGCAGUCCCGGCUACCGGCUCAGCCGAGUCCUCUCAGCGGGACGGCGAUGGAGCGUUGGGAGCUCGAGAGGCAGGCGGAGUGCGGGCGAAGGAUGGAGAGCCAUCGCCCGGAUGGGGCCAUAGGGACCCAGCGACUCCCGCGCGUCUCACGGCAGAUCCAGGCUUGGGAACCCCCCCGCCGCGAACCCCCAGCUUCAAAGGAGAGUAAACCCCUGUGUGUGGCGGAGGGGAGGAGACCCGAUGCAGCGACUCCCCACAGCGCACCCCGUUCCCACUCCCACCCGCGGAGCUUGGCCACGGCUCUCGCGGGCCUGUCCGCAGCAAGGCUGGGUUCUUGGAGUCGAGCGCGUGUGAGGUUGCGUGUCCAGCUGGGGGUGUGCGAAUGUGUGUCCGAGUUUUUGGUGCUCUGGGGGAUGGUGGCGGAAUGUCCCCGCCGCCAGGUUCGGGGCCAGGCGCCUGUGGCACUGACUAUGUCCCCAAGCGCCGGCCCCAGGGUGAGGGCAUCCCGUCAUUACAAUCCAGGGACACCGAGGGGCACAUACUCGCGGAGAGCGAAGGGAAAAAGUUUGCUGCAAGUCCAAACUUCGGGCUCCAAAGGCUCCCGGCGCGCGCCCCCUCCCACCACAGACUCGACCCCGGUCUCGCGCCAGCCUCGCUACUCGAUUGGCACCCCGACGCCCGACAUCGAAAGUUGCGCCAGGCGGCCUGGGCUUAUUGAUUUCUCUCCCCGCAGCAAUCGCCCAGAGCGCAGAGCCGGGAGCGAAGGGGCCGAGGGGAAGACGAUCUUGCCUCCCCGCCGCAGCCGCUGCCACCCCCCACCCUCAUUUGACUUAUGGAAAUGGACCCGAGCCUGUGGGCGCCGCUGCCGGAGGCCCCCGCCCCCAACCCCCACGCCGGCCGGUGAACCCUCCCCCCCACGCCAGAGCCCAGGGGGAGAGAGGCUGAGAGCGGAGGGCUGGGGGAGAUGCACGUGGAGCCUGGAGGUGGAAAGUAGUUUUUUUUUUCCUUUUUUUCUUUUUCCUUUUUUUUUUUUUUUUUUUUGUGCUGGUUGUUGUUGUUGUUUAAAGUGGCGGAAACAAGGCAGGAGGCAGCUUGGGAAAAAGUGGAGCAGAAAUGGAAAAAUACAAACUCACCCGCUGCAAAUGGUCUCUCGGUGCAAACUAAGGUGUUUUCGGGCCUUUCCCCGCGCGCGCCCACUCCCGCCCGCGCGCGCACCCCCGCGCACACACUCACUCGCGCACACACGCGCGCACACACGCACUCCCGGACGAGGGCCGGGCCGCGCGAGUACAGCAUGCAACCGCCACACAAUAAAUAACAAUAGAUUCCUCCGCUCCGGACUAGCUUUCCGGAGCCCAGCCAGCGCCAGUGGCGGCGGCAGAAGCGCGGGGAGCACCGACCCAGGGGCGCUCCCCAGCCCGCCUCCCGGCCUCCAGCCAGGGCCCCCUCGCUGCCUCACGCGCCCCCAAGCCCCCCCCAGCGCCCCUAGAGCGCGAGCCACCGCUGCCCCCUCCCUGGGCCACACGGGCGCUAGUGCCCACCCUGCUACCCCCGCCUCCCGGAACAAAUAAAUAAAUAAGGCGCGCUAGAGAGGCCAACACGUCGCGGAGGGAGAUGUUGUUAUUUUUUGCUGUUGUGCGUCCCUGACGUCACAUCCACCUGCUGGGUAAACAACAAGGCUCGCAGCAAAAAAAAAAAAAAAAAAAAAAAUCGCAAUUGC
Suricata suricatta (meerkat) is the source of this 1802-nucleotide messenger RNA. RefSeq lists its product as uncharacterized. NCBI's taxonomy places the organism in Eukaryota, Metazoa, Chordata, Mammalia, Carnivora, Herpestidae. The transcript has 2 exons. The record is from RefSeq and is a predicted model, not a curated record. Bases 130 to 1653 code for a protein of 507 amino acids.